AUGACCUCAGUUGAGUCUUCCGAAGAUAUAGAUGGUGGCGAACUUGAGGGAAUUUCAUCAAAAACAUUCGUACCAGCAAAAUCCAGUAGUGAUGGAAGAAGCAUACCAAGUGUUAAAAGGAAGAAACAAAAAGAUGUUCCAGAUCAUAUUUCAAGCGCAAUGGAAAAACUGCAGGAUCUCAAAAAGGUUGUUCAGGAAAAAGAUUAA
Molecule: messenger RNA, 207 nt
Organism: Acanthoscelides obtectus
Lineage: Eukaryota; Metazoa; Arthropoda; Insecta; Coleoptera; Chrysomelidae
Source: the annotation of a GenBank genome assembly